Messenger RNA from Dermochelys coriacea (leatherback sea turtle), 2046 nucleotides. It is a transcript of the gene CDC42EP2, whose product is annotated as CDC42 effector protein 2. The transcript has 3 exons. The record is from RefSeq and is a predicted model, not a curated record. Bases 974 to 1693 code for a protein of 239 amino acids. NCBI's taxonomy places the organism in Eukaryota, Metazoa, Chordata, Testudines, Dermochelyidae.
ACUUGACCUAGGGAGGAGUUUGCAUGCUAUUUCUCUGGCUAGCUACAUUGUAGCUUUAGCAUUGGCUCUCUCGGGAGCAGGGAGGAGGGAGCAGCCCUCGCUGAAUACAUUGCCCGCAGCGCGCAGUGUAUUGGCUUAAGAAGCACCAGGGUGGGGAACAAGGGAAGGAAGAACCCGCUGCAGCUCACUGCAGCUCGGAGCAGGAGUCUCACCACCACCGCCCGGCACUGAGGGUGAGUACUGGGGAGGUGGAAUCUUAGCUGUGCCCUGGCUAGCUCAGAUUGAUGGCUGACUCCAGACUGCAUGUUAAGGGCUUGUACCAGGUCUGGAUAACUCCAUCUCUUUUCUGGGGGUGUUUGACUGAAAGUGUUGUAAAACCUGGAUUAUGAAUGGCAGAGUCAGGGAAUGGAAGUUCAUAUUCCUCUGCUGAGUUGACAAGUUUCAUCUUCAAGAAAAUUUAGAACAGAACAAAUUGACUUGUGAAGCCGUGUGUUCCUAAUCUCAGCCUCCACUGGGAACAUGUCACUUGUCCAACUUCUUAACACGUCUGCAUUCAGCCUCAUCAAAUACGAAUCACCCUGGAUUUAAUACAUUUUGUUGAUUCCGACAUUAAGAGUUUAAGCUGAUUUUUCUAAGGCAACCGAUUUACUGAUGGACUUUCAAAAGACAUCACAAGUGCCUGGAAUGAAUUAUUUGGGUCACUUUGUUAUCUGUGACGUAUCCAACAAACUUUAGAAAGAGAAACUGUGAGUGGCUGGAAUUAAUUCCCUGAAACAUUUUGACAGUGAGAACUUUCCCCCCACAUGUUAGUACUCCAUUUCCAAACAUCUCUUUAUAAAAAAAUGGCAGAAAACAUUUAGAUUAUUUUUAAACCUGUUUUUUAGGAUCCAAAAAGAUACCCUCAUCUGAGGGAUUAUUUUGAUGGACUUCGCCAGGCCAGCUCUGAAUAGUAAAGGCUUUAGUAAUCGGCAAGAUGUCCACUAAGGUCCCAAUCUACCUGAAAAGAGGCAGUAGGAAGGGCAAGAAGGAAAAACUCAGAGAUAUCCUUUCUUCUGAUAUGAUCAGCCCCCCCUUGGGAGACUUCAGACACACUAUUCACAUAGGGAGUGGUGGGGAGAAUGAUAUGUUUGGGGAUAUUUCUUUCUUGCAAGGGAAAUUCCACCUUCUACCAAGGACUGAAGGUAGCCUGGAUUCUGAUAGGGGCAGCCACUGUGGAGUGCCAUUUGAGUUCUCAAGGACUGCUACUAUUUCUGGUCAUGAGCAACCAUUUUCUGAAGCCCCCUCGCCCCUCUUAAAGAAUGCCAUCUCGCUUCCUGUCAUUGGGGGUCCACAGGCUCUAAUGUUGCCCUCUACUCAGGCCCCACCAAAGCCACCAAGGCUACACCUUGAUGACAAAGUUCAACCAGCUCUUCAAGGCAAGGAAGCUGUGGCAGAACUGACUUCAUCCAAGGACAGCAGGACUUCUGAACCUAUCCCUCAUCUCUGCAGCCCCAAUGAGCUGUUUGCCAUCCCUCAGAAUGGGUUUGUUGAAGAGAAAAAUAAGGAGGAGUCCUUUAUGUCCCAUGCUGGUUCCCUGCUCUCCCUCCACGUGGAUCUGGGACCUUCUAUCUUGGAGGAUGUCCUUCAGGUCAUGGAUAAACACCAAGCUGGGAAAACGAUACAAGAUUCUGGCAGGCAAGAAAUCCUGACAUGAAAACUAAAGGGACUUCCGUGGGGAAAGACUUUAAAAUGUAGUGUUUUGUAGAUAAGAAUUUUCCCCCCAAUGUGGAAUGUGGUUAACUGGGCCAGCUUGAAUUAGUGAAUUUUAUCCUGUGUGGAAUCCCAAUUGUGCAUCUCAUAGUAAUAGGGUAUUAAGCUUUUAGGAGCGUGUUGCUUACUUUCCACAUUGCCCAAUGUUUUUUUUUAUGUUGCUUGCUGCAGGCCUUUGAAUGCUGCUCAGUACUGAAAAAUGUAUGAAACGAAGAUAAAUUCAGCAGCAGCAAUAAAUUGCCACUUAGUAAUAAGACUUCUAACUUUACUGACCUGAAUAAAUUUUAAGGGAUAUGA